AUGGGACUAUACUCAGUCCUUAUUAUGUCCAAUACAAUCAAUGAAAUAGGAAUAGAUGAUGAGAAAAACAAAAAUGACCAAGAUCAAUUGUUUAAUCAAUCCAAUAAAAUCAAUGAAGAAGUUGAAUUCAAUUUUAAUGAAUCAGAACCAGAUCCUAUUAUUCAAAUAAACAAAGUAAUUGUUAUUCUUUGGGAAGGAAUAUUCAGAAGCUUCACAUGUUCACUCUAUGGAUUCACUGACUAUUUUCAUAAUCUUUCCAUUGGCCCAUCUGAUGAAUCUCUUAUAUCUAUGGGUUCUACUUCAACAGAAAAACUAGUAAUAGGACAUCAAAUUUUAACUAAUUCCUCAAAAGUAUUUAGAUUGGUCACUCCUAUUUUUUUGAAUGUUGGUCUUUCUCAACUGUUUUUGAACAUCCUGUGUAUGCUUUUAGUAUUCCCUAUUGAAAUUAGAUUUGGAAAAUGGAUUUUUGGUUCUCUUUAUAUGGUUUCUGGUAUUGGCGCUUCUGUAUUGGCUAAUCUAUUGGAUAUUAAAAACACAGAGGUUUGUUCAACAGCUCCCUUGUAUGGUGUAUGUAUUGCUCUUUAUUUAGAAAUGAAACUUCAUAAUUUUCAUCAAAAUAUGGUUUCCAUUUCUAAAGUUCUGUUAAGUACUAUCACUUUAUUGGUUUUUAUCAACUCGGUUUCUCUUUUUGAAUAUUUUCCAGCUUAUAUUGGUGGUGGAAUUUGUGGUGGUCUCAUGGCACUUGUUGUAGUUAUUGAAUCAAAUUCAACAUGGAGAGGAAUAGGAGCAUCUUUACUAAUAGUAAAUAUUCUAAUUCAAAAUCAAGUCUAUCGAUUUGUAACUCCAUUUUUCAUAAAUGCCAACUUUUUUCAUCUUCUUUUAAAUAUGAUAGGUUUGUUCACAAUGUAUCCAUUAGAAAAACAAAAUGGAAAGCUUUGGUUUGGAGGUUUCUUAUUUGUUUCAGCUUUUGGUAGUAACAUUUUCAGUCAUCUUUAUAAUUAUAAUGGCGCUUCAGUUGGUUGUUCUGGUGCUGUUCUUGGAAUUGUUGUGGCAAGAUUUGUUAAUGUUCUGAUCGAAAAAGAAACCUAUUCUCAAAGUGCUCAUUUCAAUACCAUUUCCGUCCUAAUAUUCAUUAUGUUCCUAACUUUUACUAAUGAAUUAAUUCAAUUUUCAGAUUGGGCAGGACAUUUUGGAGGUUUCAUAGUUGGGGCAAUGAUUGGAGCAAUAUGGACAGAUACAAUGUUUACAAAAACUAGAUCCAUUGGAAUUUUAUUUUUAUUGUUUGCAAUAUAUCCUAAACGCAUAUUCCACUAUGAAAUAGUUCCAAAAUAA
Molecule: messenger RNA, 1332 nt
Organism: Heterostelium album PN500
Lineage: Eukaryota; Evosea; Eumycetozoa; Acytosteliales; Acytosteliaceae
Exons: 7
Coding region: 1-1332 (443 amino acids)
Biological process (GO): proteolysis
Cellular component (GO): membrane
Molecular function (GO): serine-type endopeptidase activity
Source: RefSeq, a predicted model, not a curated record